AAACUGAUCUCAUUUAUACGUAUCCGGAUAUACCUUCAUGGCGACGACUAUACCACGGCACCCGGACGACAACACGCCGACGAAGCGGCUUCGACUUGAUGAAACGAAGGACGAUGCAGUUCCAGGAACGCCACCAAAGGACAAUGUGAAGUGUUCUACGUUGGUGCGCUGGCUGGACAAAGGACCACUUCUUCUUUUUGGCGACGACGGCGUGACCGUGUCGGGAACCAAGGGCUUCUGCAUGGCAAGGACAAAUGCAUGUGUGACGCGAGGCACGUAUUACUUUGAAUUGAAGCUUCUCGGAGCAAUCGAAGCCUACCAUGUUCGCGUGGGAUGGGGCACAAAGAAGGCCGACAUCAACGCGCCAGUUGGAUUUGACGAACACAGCUAUGGAUAUCGAGACAUUGGGGGCGAAACGAUGCACAAAAGCAAACGCAGUGGUCCCUACGGCGACAGCUUUGGAGUGGGUGACACUGUGGGUGCCAUGAUCUGUGUGAAUGGGGACUCGAGCGAAGACAAAAGCGUGGACACCGUCGCUCCAUCUCUCCCGGGUCGGUUCGUUCCACCGUCUCUGGUUAAACAGUCGAGCGACUUGCUGGCCCAUGUCUCGUCACCACGACGUUCGUUCUGUCCAUGAAGUUGAGCCCCAUGUGGCCUCAUAGUAAUGUGUACUCGUAGGCGCGGACGAGAAUUCGUACAUUCGCUUCUUUGUGAAUGGCAAGGACCAAGGCAUUGCCUUUGACAACCUACCUUUCGGUACGACAUCACUCACACCACUGGAACCUGUACGACAUAUAUACACUUGUUUUGCCAUAGCCGAGUACUUUCCCUGUGUCUCCAUCUACGGCCCUGGCACUGUGAGUGCUAACUUUGGCCCUGACUUUGACUUUCCAGUUCCUGGCGCGCUUGCAGUACCGCCGCCAGUCGAGUAACCACUCAUUAACGGAACCAAGCUUGAUCAUCUUGCGUAGCUGUACGACUAACUAGUACUACGUAUGAUAUAUUAAUAGUAGUGCAGUUUACUUACACGUCAC
Aphanomyces astaci is the source of this 1034-nucleotide messenger RNA. RefSeq lists its product as hypothetical. Bases 38 to 637 code for a protein of 199 amino acids. The record is from RefSeq and is a predicted model, not a curated record. Gene Ontology annotation, cellular component: Set1C/COMPASS complex. Lineage: Eukaryota; Oomycota; Saprolegniomycetes; Saprolegniales; Verrucalvaceae. Gene Ontology annotation, molecular function: transcription cis-regulatory region binding; protein binding. The transcript is spliced from 4 exons.